Messenger RNA from Petromyzon marinus (sea lamprey), 12386 nucleotides. RefSeq names its product unconventional myosin-XVIIIa-like. Gene Ontology annotation, molecular function: ATP binding; cytoskeletal motor activity; actin filament binding. The record is from RefSeq and is a predicted model, not a curated record. Gene Ontology annotation, cellular component: cytoplasm; myosin filament; myosin II complex. Gene Ontology annotation, biological process: actomyosin structure organization. Lineage: Eukaryota; Metazoa; Chordata; Hyperoartia; Petromyzontiformes; Petromyzontidae.
CGUCUCUCCCUCCCUCGAGAGCCAAAACUCCGAACCCAAACCGUGACCGUGUGUCCUGGGACAACUUUAUCUUCAGCAGUUGCUCUCUUUUCUCUCUCCCCCCUCACCCCAACUCUCUCUCUCUCUCAUCUUUCUCUCUCGCUCGCUCUCCCACUUUUCGAAUAAAUCUUUCUCACGUUUUCGCAACAACAACAACAACAAAAGAACGAGACGCAGAGGAUAAAAGGUGGUGGCCUCGUCAAUUUCACGGCUGCGAUAGCGACGGCGGCUGUGGGAGGGGGGGGGGGGUCGGCGCUCUGAGAAGUUGGCGCAGCUGCAGGUUGAAAAAAGGAAACCCCACGAGUGACGGCACCUCCCGAUCAACACGGUGUCCGGCUACCUACGGUGCGAAAGAAACUCCUACAUACACACACACAUACCGCACACGUACAACUCAAAAUGCAGUCGCCUCCGCCGGCGAGGGGAGACACCGCAGCCCCCACGCGCCCCUCGGUGGGCCCCGCUCCCUGGGGGCUCUUCAUGAGGAAGAGCAACUCGGCCACCGGAGUCAGGGCCCCCAAACAGCGACCCCUCACCUACUCCUUCGAGGGCCCCGGGCCAUCUCUCGCGGCGACGGCGGGCUCGGCCGAUGCCGCGGGCUCGUCGGUGAGCGGCGAGGGGGACACUUCGAAGGCGGCGGCGGCAGAAGAGGAGGAGGAGGAGGACGCGAUCCGGGGCAGUGUGAGACAGCGCGCGUCCAUCUUCGGUCACGUCGUGGGCAAGCGGCUGUCCUGCGUCUACGAUCGGAGCAGAGCGGACAGUUCGGAGGGCUCGUGGCAAAGUCGCACUUUCUCGCCGCCGCCGCCGCCGCUAGCGCCGCUCUCGGGCCACGAGCCCGCCCCACAGAAGGAGAGCUCGGGGGCGGUGAGGCCCUGGGAGAAGUUCAGAGUCGGAGGUUGUUCGAGUGGUGGCGGUGGUGGCGUCGGGACAUUCAGAGCGACGAUGGUGACGGCUGGAGGUGACGCGCGCGACGUGGCCGUGCCCGCAUGGCGCCAUGAUGGAGGGAGCCACGCGUCCAGAAUCCCAUUUCCAUCACCGUCAUCAUCAUCAUCGGCAUCAUCAUCAGCAGCAGCAGCAACUGCACCAUCGUCAAUAUCAACAGCAGCAUCGGCACCACCAUCGUCAUCAUCAUCAGCAGCAGCAACAACAACAGCAUCGGCAACAACUCCCGUCGUGGCCGUGGGAAGAUACCUGGAUCUGGACGGAUGGAACAGACCGCAUGGAGACCCAGCCCAGCCAAGUGGUCUGGAUGACCAGGCCCUUUCGGUUAAGGACGAGGAGAGCAGCCCGCUGGCGCUGAAGCAGCCGGCCACCGCCGUCACCGCCGCCACGACCAUUCCCAAUGGAGCCGGAUUCAUAAAGAAGGCCGUCAGGAGCAAAGAGGAGCAGAUGAAGUUGGAACAGCCGUCAUCGCCGGUCUCUCAGCCGCCAUCGCCGGGGUGGAGGCCGCCAUCGCGGGUGCUGUCCCCUCCGCUGCAGCCGCCCUUCGUCAUGAACGGUGGCUCCAACCGCGUGCGCAAGAUCUCUCAGGGCAGCUCGGACGGCCCACCGGGGAUUUAUGCCAACGGGCAGCCCGGCUCCCACAUCGGCUCCCCGCCGCCGGGCCUCACGUCACCCACAGACAGCGCCGCCACCACCGCUGACGACCCGGGAUUGCGCGGCGUGGUGAAGAAGAAAGUGAUCAAGGUGGUCCGGCGCGUCGUGCGGAAGCCGCGGUCUCCCGACGCCGAGAUGCAGGACGGCGGAAAGCCCGACGCUCCGAGCGGCGCGCCGGCGAUCGGCAACGAUGCCGGAUUGACGGCGCUACCGCCGCCGCCGCCACCGCCCAGCUGCAACACCGCCGGUGGGAGAUCACCCGCAGCGUCGAUGACGGUGGAGGUCACCAAAUUGGCAGAGCGACCGCCCAGGUCGGACGGGGUCGUGGCGAAGCACGGCCCGGUGGCACCGGCGGCACCGGCGACAUCGGCGGCGCCUGCGGCCGUGGUGAACGGGAAGCCGGACGCCAUCUCCGAGGGCCUGGCCAGCCUCAUGUCGCGCGCCAAGACCAAGGAGCCGCGUCUGAGGGUGCGGCGAGUGGUGGAGCGGAGGGGGGAGGAGGCGGCGACGGCCGUGGCACCGUCGCCGUCGCCGCAGCCGCCCGGCGAGGAGGGCAAGGCGGAGGUGGCCCCGUCACGCCCGGGUGGGCCGGUGCCCGCCAUCGACGAGACGGCACAGGGGGACCGGCGCGACGCGUCCGACACCCGAGAUGCGGUGAUUUGCAGCGUCCCCUCCGCGUUGGUCGCCUCGGAGCCCGUUAGGCAAGAGAUGACUUUUCCCCUUCCCACGCAAGAGAAUAAACCUGCGUCUGAAGCGCCCAAGGUGGAGCUCGAGCCGGUGCUCGCCAUUACCGAGCAACCAACGCCCUCCCAUGAGCCCUUGCAGCAGCAGCAGCAGCCGCCACUGCCACCGCCGUCGCCGCAGCCAGAGAAGAUGGAGGCCAAGGCUUCGCCUGAACUGCCCAGAACAGAGGAGGAGCAGCAGCAGCAGGGCUUCUAUGCCUGGUUCGAGGGCGAGAAGGUUUGGCUGGUGCGGAAGGACGGCUUUGUGGCCGCGACGGAGCUGAAACCCGAUGUUGGGACUCCGGAAAUGCCGGCGCGGAGACUCAAGCUCAAGAUGGAGGAGCGGGGGACCAUCGUGGAUGUGGAUGAGGAGGAGGUGGAGAAGGCCAACCCGGCGGAGUUGGAGCAGGCGGAGCAGCUGGCGUCGCUGCUCUUCCUCAAUGAGUCGUCGCUGCUGCACACGCUGCGCUCGCGGCUCGCGCAUGCCAAGCCCUACACGUACGCCGGCACGCACCUGCUGGCGCUCGCCCCAGCCCGCGGGGCGCCGCUGCACACCGACGAGGCGAUGCGGGCCGUGCGGUGCUGCCACGGCGAGGCGCCGCCGCCGCCCCACAUCUACUCGGCGGCGCGUGCCGCCUUCCGCCGCAUGCUCGGCAGCCGCCAGGACCAGACGCUGCUCUUCCUGGGCGCCGCCGGCGCCGGCAAAACCACGGCGGCGCGGCACGCGGCCGAGUACCUGGCCACGUUCGCGGCGCACGGCGGGCCCGGCGCGGGCCCGCCGGGAUCGCUCGCUGGCGCCCGCCCCAGCGGCGGCAGGAACGUCGUCGAGCCCUGCAAGAACAUCGGCGGGAGGCUGCGGGCCGCGUUCACGGUGCUCGAGUCGUUCGGUCACACCUCCACCGCCACCGCGGCGAUGACGGGCGGCGGUGACGGCGGCGGCGGCGGCGGAUCGUCGCGCUUCGCCCAGCUCCUCUCGCUCGACUUCAACCAAUCAGGCCGUCUCGCCGCCGCCUCCGUGCAGACCAUGCUGCUGGACAGGCUGUGCGUGGUGCACAGGGCCGAGGGAGAGCGUCCGUUCAAGGUGUUCCAGCAGCUCAUGGCAGGAGCCGAUGCCGCCCUGAGAACGGAGCUCUACAUGGGCACCUUUGCGGAGAUGAACGCGUUCGGAAUCACGCCGCUAACAAAGCCCGAGGAGCGGCAGGCAGCGGCCUCGGAGUUCUCCGGGCUGCUCUCCGCCAUGAAGACCCUGGGGUUCGACGAGAAGGAGCAGCGGGGGCUCUGGCUGGUGCUCGCCGCGAUUUACCACCUGGGCGCCGCCGGCGCCACCAAAGUGGGGCGCAAGCAGUUUGCCCGCCACGAGUCGGCCCAGAAGGUGGCCUACUUGCUGGGCUGCACGCUGGACGAGCUGUCCACCGCCACCUUCAAGCACCACCUGCGGAACAUCGGGCUGGGGCCGUGCGGCGGCGGCGGGGGGCGACAUUCGUCCGUGGGGGCCCACGGCUGCCUGGAUGAGACCUCGCUCGAUAGCACUCCAGGGCCAAAGCUGACGGCUCUGGAGUGCCUGCAGGGCAUGGCCAUGGGGCUGUACGGAGAAGUGUUCAACCUCGUCGUGUCGCUCAUCAACAGGUCGAUGAGCUCGUCCCAGCACACGCUAAGCUCCGUGCUGCUGGUGGACGCCCCGGGGUUCCGGACGAGCGGCGCGGCCGGGCAGGGCCGCCCCGCGGGCUCCCUCUCCGACCUCGUGCACAACUACGCGCAGGAGCGCCUGCAGCUGCUGUUCCACGAGCGAGCGCUCGCCGCUCCGCUCGAGCGGCUCCGCGAGGAGAACAUCGCGGUGGCCGUCGAGGAGGAGCCGCCGAGCUGCGCGCCGUCCGUCAGCGCCGUGGACGCCGCUUCCCAGGCCGCGCAGAUCCUGGGCAGCGGGCGGAGCUCAGUGGGGGCCUCGGGGGGCGAUCGGCGCGGCCUGCUGUGGCUGCUGGACGAGGCGGCCGCCACGCCGGGCGCCACGGAUGACGACCUCGUCGAGAAAUUCGUCGCCGCGUUCGGGCCCCGCGACGACGGGCACACGGCCGACGACGCGGCGGCAGCGGUGCACAAGGAGGACCAGCCGUGCUGCUUCAGCGUGUGGCACGCGCUCGGUGCGCUGCCCGUGCGGUACGACGCUGGCGGGUGGGUCGCCCACGCCAAGCACAACCCCUCGGUCCACAACGCCGCCACGCUGCUGCAGGACUCGCAGAAGGCGGCGCUCAGCGAGCCGUUCGCUCCCAGCGCCGGCGCCCUCCGGGUCCUGGGCGGCGCCAUCGCGGGCCUGGACGGGCCCUCGCAGUCGGCGUCUCGCCGGGCCGCCUCCGUGCGCCGCUGCCUCAGCACCGGCGGCACCGGCGGCAGGCGCCGGUCUCUGGCAGCGCACGUCAAGCUGCAGGUGGAUGCGCUGCUGGACAUGGUGCGGAAGACCUACGUCCACUUCGUGUUUUGCCUGCGGCCGAGCGCGGCCCUCGGCGUCUCCGGCGCCGCCGCUGUCGACAUCCCGUUCCUCCGGGCGCAGGCGCGGGCCUGCCAGCUGGUGGACGCGCUACGCCUCCACAGGCAGGGUUAUCCCGACCAGAUGUCGUUCAGCGAGUUUCGCCGAGGCUUCGAGGUCCUCGCUCCGCAGCUGUGCAAGAAGCACGGGCGGCAGUACAUCGCCACCGACGACCGACGGGCUGCCGAGGAACUCCUGGAGGCUCUGGAUCUGGAACGGAGCACGUACGCCGUGGGCGUCAGCCAGGUUGUGUUCAAAGCCGGAGUGCUGGCGAGUCUGGAAUACCUGCGGGACUCUCAGAUCUGCGAGACGAUCGUCAACUUCCAGGCGCUGUGUCGCGGCAAGAUCGUGCGGCAGUGGAUACAGAAGAGAAAGGUCCAGGAUCUGGCUGUGCGGUGCCUGCAGAGGAAUUUCCGUGCGAUGGAGAGCGUGCGGCAGUGGCACUGGUGGCGCGCGUUCACUCUCGUGCGGCCCCUCGUGCCGCCCGCAGCCUCGGAGGAGCCCGCCAAGUACAAGGAGGAGGAGAUGGCUCAGCUCCGCGGCCGCCUGGAGAAGUCGGAGAAGGAUCGCCACGAGCUGCGGCAGGGCAGCGACCGGCUGGAGAGCAAGGUCACGGAGCUGCAGACGGAGCUGACGGACGAGCGCCGGCUCUCCGAGACGACGGCGCAGCUGCUGGAUGUGGAGGUGUCGGAGCGUCUCCGCGUGGAGAAGGAGUUACGCGAAGUGCAGGUGAGGUUUGAGGAGCUGAAGAAGAGGACGGCCGCCGUGGAGAUGGAGGUGUCGGAGGCGCGGAUGCUGCGCGCCACCGAGGCCAGCUCGGGCAUGGACGGGGCCGACGGGGGAGAGUGGAAGUCACGGUACGAGCGAGCGAUGCGGGAGAACGGGUACGCGCGGAAGAAGCUGCAGCAGGAGAUGGAGGACAAAGUGGAGGUGGAGCAGCAGCAGAAGAAACAGCUGGACCUCAAGGUGACGGAGCUGCAAUCGAGCGGCGAGGAGGCCCAGCGCAGCCUGCAGAACCUGCAGCGCCGGUGCCAGCGCCUCGGGGCCGAGCUGCAGGACUGCCGCCUCCACAUGGAGACGCACCAGGCGCGCAACCACGAGCUCGACAAGAAGCAGAAGAAGUUUGACGGCGAGCUGGCGCAGGCGCUCGAGGAGGCGAGCCGCGAGCGGAGCCAGAGGGAGCGUCUGACUCACGAGCGCGACGUCAUCUCCCUGGAGAUCAGCAGCCUCAACCAGCAGCUGGAGGACAAGGUGUUUGACAUCACGAUGCUCAACGAGAAGGUGGCGCAGCUGGAGAACGAGCUGCUGGACGUGACCACCCAGGGCUCGCACGACGAGGGCUCCCUGGCGAGCCUGCGCAAGCAGAUCCGCGACCUCGAGGCAAAGGUCAAUGAUCAGGAGGAGGAGCUGGACGACCAAGCGGGCAAGAUCCAGCUCCUCGAGCAGAACAAGCUGCGGAACGAGAUGGAGAUGCAGAGGAUGAAGCAGAUUCACCAGAAAGAGGUGGAGAACAAAGAAGAUGAGGUGGAGGACGUACGACAGACCUGCCAGAAACGGCUGAGGCACCUGGAGCAUCAGCUGGAGGAGGAUCACGAGGACAAGCAGAAGCUCGUGAUGCAGAAGCGAGACCUGGAGAGCAAGCUGGCUCUGCUGGGGGAGCAGGUCGGGCAGAGGGACUUCGAGUUGGAGAAGCGGCUGAGGAGGGACCUGCGGCGCACCAAGGCACUGCUCGCCGACGCGCAGACCAUGCUGGAGCACCUGAAGGAGAGCGCUCCCAGCCGGCGGGAGAUCGCGCAGCUCAAGAACCAGCUGGAGGAGUCGGAGUUUGCGUGUGCGGCCGCCGUGAAGGCCCGCAAGGUCCUGGAGGCCGAGGUGGAGGACCUCCACCACCAGCUGGAGGAGAUGAUGCGGAGCAAAGUGGCGCUGGAGGAGCAGAUGGUGCGUCUGCAGAGAGAGAAGACGGACCUCCAGGGGAGGGUGGAUGAAGACCAGGAGGACCUGGACGAGUUGAUUAAGAAGCACAAGGCUCUCGUGGCCCAGUCGUCCACAGACCUGGCCCACAUCAACGAGCUGGAGGUCAACCUGGGCGACGCCGCGCGGGAGAAGGAGGAGAUGGAGGAGAAGGUGCAGGUGCUCCAAGCACGCGUUGCCUUCCUGGAGCAGUCCAUGGUGGAGCGCUGCAUCGUGAGCCGCCAGGAGGGAAGGAUCCGGGACCUCGAGUCCAAGCUCGAGUUCGAGAAGCUGCAGAUAAAGCGCUACGAGGCGCUCGCGCUGCGGCUCAAGGAGAACAUCGACCGCGUGAGCAGCGAGCGCGACGAGCGCGGCGCCAGCGAGGGGCGCGAGAGGGAGCAGAACAAGCGGCUCCAGAGGCAGAUCCGAGACGUCAAGGAGGAGGCGGCGGAGCUGGCCAAGCGCGAGGGCGAAUCCAACCGCAAGCGCCACGAGCUGGAGCUGGACAUGGCGAGCCUGGAAGCCGCGAACCAGAGCCUGCAGAGUGACCUCCACGCCUCCUUCCAGAGGAUCAGCGACCUCCAGGCGGCCAUGGAGGACGAGAUGGCGAGCGACGAGAAUGACGAGGCGGUGGACAGGGUGCAGGAGCUUGUCGCGAAGUACCAGCGGAAGAAGAACAAAACUGGGGGCGACGAGGACUCGGACUCGGAGGUGGAGGAUCGCGUUGACAGCGUCAAGUCGUGGCUCUCCAAGAACAAGGGCAGCCCGCCGGGCGACGUCCCGGGGGGCGGGGGCAAGACCCCCUCAGAUGAGGGCAGCCUCAAACCCUCCUCCAAGUUCAACCUGGACGGCAAGGACGCGGGCGACGUCCGUCCGGCGUCCGUCAUGAGCUCGCUGAGCUACCGCAAGCGCGCGGGCGGCCAGCACGACAACAAGGACGACGACGACUCCCAGUCGCUGCUGUCGGCGCUCAGCAGGGACUCGGCGGCCGAGCAGGCGUCCUCGCUGCGCAAGUCCAAGAAGGCCUCCAGCAUGGACGACCUCGACGACGUCAAGUCGUGGCGCAGGUCCUUGCCUUCCGCCACCGCCGACGACUUCGAUGACGACGCCGCGUCCAGCGUCUCGUCGCGGCCGUUCGCGCGUCGCCCCAGGAACGGCACGGCCGGCGACAAGCGGUGGUCGCUCGCCAGCCUCGAGAAGGACGACGACGCCAAGUCGGACUUCUCGUUCGUGCCGUCGCUGCGCCGCAUGGCCUACGACGAGGGCGACGACGCCAAGUCUGGCGCGGGCUUCGGCGGCCGGAGCUCCCUCUCGCUGCCGCGUCCCGCGUCCGCCGCCUCCUUCGGGGACGGCGGCGGCGUCGGCCUCGGUUACGGCCUGGGACGGCGCUCCGAUUUCGGCGGCGGCGCGAGCCCGAGCGUCGGUCGCGGCAGGCCGGACUCGGGCGCGCUGAGCCCCGCGCCGUCGUCGCUGCGCCGCUCCGAGCUGGGCGUCACGAGCGCCCUGCCAGGCUCGCGCCCCGAGUCGCGGUCGUCCGUCUCGUCCUGGUCCAAAGGCGGGGGCUACGGCGAGUCGGCGGGGCGCGGCGGCGGCGGCGGCGACGACGACGGCCGGACGUCGGCGCUGGCGCGCAGCCUCUCGGUUCCACCGCGGCCCCAGAGCGCCCUCGAUGGCGGCGGCAGCUACCGCGGCACCGACGCGACGGACGACGUGAAGCCGGUGACGCACCGCAGCUGGCUCGACCCCGAGCUGGAGGCGGCCAUCAACGAGGUGCUGAGUUACAAGCCCGUCAAGCCCAAGCGGCGCAACUACUCGGCCGUGUCGGACGACGACACCGCCGCCGCCGGCGACGCCGACGACGACAGGAUGAGCGCGAGGGGCGCCAAGAGCGUGCAGGCGAACGGUGGCGGGGAGACGCGCUCCUCGCAGAUCCGCAGGUCCUACUCCGCCAUGGACGUCAACGCGCCCUCGUCGUCGUCGUCGAUCGGGAAGAAAAAAUCAUCGCACGGCGGCAGGAGGAGCAAGAGCUCGCAGGAGUCGUCCUCGAGCGACGACUCGGACGAGAAGCCGGCGAAGAGCUCCAAGAAGUCCUCCUCCAAGAAGCCUAAGAAGGCGAAGAAGAGCAAGAAGUCGAGGAAGAAGGAUGCGAGCGACUCGUCGUCCGACUCCUCGUCCGACUCGACGAGCUCUACCGUGUCCUACAAAAGCGUGGACAGCGUGAAGAAGGGCCCCGCGGCCACGCGCCGGGGCUCCGCCGGCGACGAGGGGGACGGGGACGGGGGAGGGAAUGCGGAGGACAAGGGCCGGGCGGACAAGAGGAAAGUGAAAGAGGAGAAGAAGAGGAAGAAGGAGGUGGACAGCCUGAUGAUGAAGUACCUGUACCGGCCGGACAGCGACUAACGACGCUGCCCGACGGACAAACUUACCCCGGCAGACCGACGCAGAUGCCAGGCAAGUGAUGCGAGAUCGAGCGGCACUCAAGAGAGCGUAAAGAAGACGGAUGCAAUCGUUUUUUUCUGAAGAACCCGAACUGCUUUAGCCGAAUUCGCGUUACACCGGGGCACACCGGAACACACCGGAACACACCGGGGCACACCGGCGCACACCGGCGCACACCUUAUCCCCCAGUGACAGCGGAAAAAGCACCGUGGCCAAGGCAAUUUGGUGCGGGGUUGGCACGCGAGUGGCAUUUGCCGUCGAUGGCGAUGGCACGUUACCUUGAAGUGAUUUGCACCAAGUCUGCUGCGUCGUCCUGAAUGUGCAGUGUGCGUCAUUGCUGCUGCUGCAGUCAAAGGGAAAUUUGGGGCGGGGGGGUGGUUUUGUUCCACCUGAAUUGGGAAUAGAUAAUCUGGUGUUGAUCGUGAGAGGGAAUCAAACUCGGGUUCGCCGGUUGUUCAAAUCCAGUCGCUGUAUUUACGCUCGUUCCAGAUUUUCCACAUCCACCAAUCGUCAAAAGGGAAAUGCACGUAUGGCGUAGUGGUUCGCUAAACACGUGGGCUUAAUGGUAGAUUUGGUCGAACGUGAAAAAGCGGAGUCGCAACUCCGCGAACGGAGUUCGGGAACCGCAGCGCGGGAAUCUCCUUCGGGGCCCAUCCACAGCGUCACGAGCUGCCUUCUGCGCCGCGAGAAAAUUCCAAUGCGUCUCGCCGCCCCACAGUGCCCGAGGCACUGCGUUCCUGAAAGCCUUAAGAGAAUAAUGAGUUUUGUUCCAUCGUGAAAGAAAAAAACCAGAUGGUUGCAAGUGGAGGUGGAGCUGAGUGAAUUUUGGUGUUGGGGGGGGGGGUUACGUUUUUUUCUUGUCCUCCUGUAUCUGUGUUGCAGAAUUAACUUGGGCAAAAAUAAGUUUGAGCGACGUGUCAAUCAAAUCUUUAUUUUCCAUCGGACGAAAACCACUGGAGAUUUAAAAAAAAGAAUUUGUAUGCGAGGCAUGAAUAAGAUUGGCUUAGCCGGGAAGUGUCAAAGGUUUAACAGCGUUAAAGUCACACGCAUGGCCAGUUGUAGGCUUUGCUAGAUCCUUCUUCGGAUCGAGAUCAUACCAAGAUUCUCUCCAUACCCAGAUGGGGGUUGGUUCCUUUUACGUGGACACCUCCUGCCCAAUCCAACACAUGGUGGACUCCUCCGCACACUGCUGCCAGCUGUGGGUGGAGCAAUGUCAUGUGAGUCGCCAGGCUACUUUGAAUACAACUGCAGAGAGUUUUUAGGUGUUCGCAGGGGUGCAGUAUCGCACUGCGGUGGAACACCUGCCAGUGAUUUACAAUCGAGCGAGACAUUGAGGGGCUCAGUUGGGUUUCUGAAGAAGUUCCCGGCAUAUCAAGCGAAAUGUUGGACGUCGUGUCCAACGGCUCGUGGUACAGAGAGCUACGUGCUGGGCGUUGGGAUCUUUGAAGGCUGAACCUCAGCGUCCCCUGGUCCACGAUGUGUGGUGCGUGUAGCGUUGCCAUUCAUCUUGGUAAUCCCAAAGUUGUGCUCUUUUUGAAGUAACUCUGACCAGGACAGUCUAAUUUUCAAUAGUGGACCUGAGGGCAAUUAGUCUGCCAGGAGGGGGCAGCGGUUGCUACGUAUAAUCCCAAACGGGUAAUUUGCGGGUGAUUUUCAAAUUAUGUGGGAUCUCAGGGGAACUCGAGCAUACACUGUGAAAGCAGACGGCAUGUAGUAUUAUGAUUGUGGUUAUUACAUCGAUGUGCUAUUGUCCUAUUGGACCAUCGUGUAAAAGACCUUCGUAGCUCAUCGGAUUCCUCCAGGGUAAAAAAAGAUUGUGAUUCUGACACCCGCGCAGGAUUAAUCAGGGCAGCCGCUGGAAACCAAACCGUGAACCCUCUGCGACAAUCGGAUUAACGCGCCAGCGCUGGAGCCCCGUCACCGCCCAGCCUGAUGACACAUCCUGACAAAAUGUGUUCGUCCCAUGAUACGUCGCGGGGGGGGGGGGGGUGCGCGUGAGGAUCUGUCGCUGAGUUGAAAAGUCGAAGAAAGCUGAAGCAUGUCUGUGCGAAAGGGUUGAAAGUGUGCGAUGAGCAUUGCCGGAAAGUGACCUCGCAAGCAGAGUUAGAAGGUUAGGGGGUACGUCUGCCUUGCAGUCUAAAUGCUAAAUUUACCGAACUCGAGUGGAGGGGCCCUACUGCCGGGCAGGGGCAUGGGCACAUUUUUUUUGUUCCUAAUGAAGUUUAAAAAAAAAGCAGGGGACUUGUCCCGAAUGACACACAACAUUUUGCUAUCGUUGUGAGAAAUUAGGACGAGCCUCCCAUCGUGCGUCCCACCGCGCUAAGUUUGUUUUGUAAAUAUAUGUUUUUAAUGUGCUAAGUUAACAAGCAACGAACAAAACUCGGGUGUCGCAUGGGAGGUGAAAAUUCUGCGGGGGGGGGGGGCGCGCCCGGGGGUGAGCGGCGGGUGGGUUGGGGCGGCCUUCUAGGAACUAUGCCGUCGAUCUCGAUAUGUGCGUGCGUGCGUGUUUGUGCGUGCGUGUUUGUGCGUGCAUGUUUGUGCGUGCGUGUUUGUGCGUGCGUGUUUGUGCGUGCGUGACGGCCCCGUCCCAACGGGAGGAUGCACAGCGAGGGAGAGAGAGAGCACGGAACACACAAAAGUGCGGAAUCCGCGUUGGUCGUUGUGCAAAAACAACAGUUAAAAAAGAAAGUACUCCGCAUUCAUCGUUAACGCUGCCUUCAUCAUCGUCAGCAAGGAUCAAUCCACUGCUGGAUCACGGCCAACCCAAGCCGCCGCCUCCACCACCUCUCACGGCCACGCGGCGCAACAAUCCAUCGACCCUCCUGCAAACGAGCCGAUUCCAUCGCUCCAUCUACGCGGGCGGACGCCCUCUCGGGCGCGGUCCAUCCUCGCGGUAUUUAUUUUAUUUAUUUCCUUCCCCAACAUGCAGCAGCGUCAAUGACGAACGAUACGUGUUGCGAUUUGUUUUGCUUUUGCACCUGGUCCUUCACGGCCUUGCGAGCCUGGCGGGCCGUACCUCACCGAACUAAUGACCCUUUGACCCCGCGGCACUUCGCCGCCAUCGCCGCUCGUGUAACUCCCCGCCCCCGCCCCCACGGUCGGCUUUAGUGGUUCGACAA